Molecule: messenger RNA, 1434 nt
Organism: Penicillium cataractarum
Lineage: Eukaryota; Fungi; Ascomycota; Eurotiomycetes; Eurotiales; Aspergillaceae
Product: ammonium permease MEP2
Exons: 6
Coding region: 1-1434 (477 amino acids)
Biological process (GO): ammonium transmembrane transport
Cellular component (GO): plasma membrane
Molecular function (GO): ammonium channel activity
Source: RefSeq, a predicted model, not a curated record
AUGUCUGCAUACCCGGUGGCCUACAACGGCUCCGCCACGGGCACUGGUGGUGACUCGUUGACGGAGGACCUGAACAUCUAUUACAAUGCCGGUGAUAUUGCUUGGGUAGUAACUUCAUCCGCCCUCGUCUUGCUCAUGAUUCCCGGUGUUGGUUUCUUCUACUCCGGUCUCGCUCGUCGCAAGUCUGCCCUCUCUUUGAUAUGGCUGUCCAUCAUGUCGGUCGGUGUGGUUUCGUUCCAAUGGUUCUUCUGGGGUUACUCUUUGUCUUUCUCCCACACUGCUGGAAAGUUCAUCGGUGAUCUGUCCAACUUCGGUAUGAAGGAUGUUCUGGCGGCGCCAUCUGUUGGCAGCUCCAAGGUCCCGGAUAUCCUGUUUGCCAUCUUCCAGGGCAUGUUCGCUGCUAUUACUGUUGCUCUCGCCGUCGGUGCCGUUGCUGAGCGUGGUCGCAUGCUGCCCUGCAUCAUCUUCAUGUUCAUCUGGACUACCGUUAUCUACGAUCCCAUUGCUUGCUGGACCUGGAAUGCUUCCGGUUGGGUCUUCAAGCUGGGUGGUCUCGACUUCGCCGGUGGUACUCCCGUCCACAUCGCUUCCGGUUCCGCUGCUCUGGCUUACUCCCUGAUGCUGGGCAAGCGUCGCGGCCACGGCACUCACGAGCUCAACUACCGUCCUCACAACGUCACUCACGUCGUUAUUGGAACUGUCUUCCUCUGGGUUGGAUGGUUCGGCUUCAACGCUGGUUCCGCCCUGUCCGCUAACCUGCGCGCUGUCAUGGCUGCCGUCGUGACUAACCUCGCUGCCUCCGUUGGUGGUGUUACCUGGUGCUUGCUCGACUACCGUCUGGAGCGCAAGUGGUCUACUGUCGGUUUCUGCUCCGGUGUUAUCGCCGGUCUGGUCGCCAUUACUCCUGGCUCUGGCUUCGUUACUCCCUGGGCUGCCUUCAUCUUCGGUGUUGUCGGUGCCAUUGCCUGCAACUACGCCACCAAGCUGAAGUUCCUGCUCCGCGUUGAUGAUGCCCUGGAUAUCUUCGCUGUCCACGCCGUUGGCGGUCUGGUCGGCAACCUGCUCACCGGUCUCUUUGCUGCUGACUACAUUGCGCACCUCGACGGCGUCACCGAGAUCCCCGGUGGCUGGAUCAACCACAACUACAUUCAGCUCGGUUACCAGCUUGCUGACUCCGUCACUGGAUUUGCCUACUCCUUUGUUGGAACCUGCAUUAUCCUGUUCAUCAUGAACCUCAUUCCCGGUCUUAGCCUGCGUGCUCCUGAGGAGGAUGAGAUCCUGGGUAUCGAUGAUGCCGAGAUUGGCGAGUUUGCCUAUGACUACGUCGAGGUUACUCGCGACAUUGUCAACGGCGUUGAGAGCAGCGAUGCUGGCUCCAAGCGUACCAUGACUCCCACUGGAGAGCAAACUACCACCAUUGACACCAAGGCUUGA